Eriocheir sinensis (Chinese mitten crab) is the source of this 926-nucleotide messenger RNA. RefSeq names its product histone H2B-like. Lineage: Eukaryota; Metazoa; Arthropoda; Malacostraca; Decapoda; Varunidae. The transcript has a single exon. Gene Ontology annotation, cellular component: nucleosome. The coding region runs from base 236 to 865 and encodes 209 amino acids. Gene Ontology annotation, molecular function: DNA binding; protein heterodimerization activity; structural constituent of chromatin. The record is from RefSeq and is a predicted model, not a curated record.
GAUGAUGCGGGUCUUCUUGUUGUCGCGGGCCGCGUUGCCGGCCAGCUCGAGCACCUCGGCGGCCAGGUACUCCAUGACGGCCGCCAGGUACACGGGGGCGCCGGCGCCCACGCGCUCGGCGUAGUUGCCCUUCCUCAGGAGACGGUGGAUCCUGCCCACGGGGAACUGCAGGCCGGCACGGCUGGAGCGGGACUUUGACUUCCCCUUCACCUUUCCUCCCUUGCCGCGUCCAGACAUGUCGACAGUGAGUGGUGGGGGCGUGGACUUGCGCUUCUGCUGUGGGCUCGGAGAGCGAAUACCUGCCGCUCGCGGCUUUUUCGCCCUAUAUAGUGCAGCGCAGGAUCGGAGGGCGGGGACGGCCGGGCGAGCCUGCCAAUGGGAGCGCGUGCCGCCACGCGUCCCCGCGAUCCCGAGGGAGCGGCGCCGCCAUAAAGGGGGAAUCCGGGGGCGGCCCGGCAACAUUCGCUCGCCGUCUGGGAACGAAGAAGCAGACAUGCCCCCCAAAGCAUCAGGAAAGGCCGCCAAGAAGGCUGGCAAGGCCCAGAAGGCCAUCGCCAAGGGUGACAAGAAGAAGAAGCGCAGGAGGAAGGAGAGCUACUCGAUCUACAUCUACAAGGUGCUCAAGCAGGUCCACCCCGACACCGGCGUCUCCUCCAAGGCCAUGUCCAUCAUGAACUCCUUCGUGAACGACAUCUUCGAGCGCAUCGCCGCCGAGGCCUCUCGCCUGGCCCAUUACAACAAGCGCUCCACCAUCACCAGUCGGGAGAUCCAGACGGCCGUCCGUCUCCUCCUGCCCGGUGAGCUGGCCAAGCACGCCGUGUCCGAAGGCACCAAGGCCGUCACCAAGUACACCUCCUCCAAAUAAGCAACCCACCAACUUGCUUGCACUGGAAAAGAACCGGCUCCAUCGGAGCCACAAACUAUUU